Molecule: messenger RNA, 1086 nt
Organism: Bathycoccus prasinos
Lineage: Eukaryota; Viridiplantae; Chlorophyta; Mamiellophyceae; Mamiellales; Bathycoccaceae
Exons: 1
Coding region: 1-1086 (361 amino acids)
Source: RefSeq, a predicted model, not a curated record
AUGGCGGCGGAAGCGGCGAAGAACACAAAAAAAGAAGAGGAGAAGAAAAAGAAGAAGAAGAACAAAGAAAGAGGAGGAGGAUGUUUUGGAGGAGGCAAGAAAAAAAAUGGAGGACAACAGCAGGGACAGCCGCAAGCCAAGGAAACGACGGCGGAGAAAAAGAAGAAUGCGACGCAACAACAGCAACAAGAACAAAAUCAGAAGUUGGAAGGAGGUGAUACCGAAAGUGACUACGACAGCACGGAAGGCUCUGAGGAGGAUGACGGAUUGCACUCGAAUGGGUGGAUUCGAUAUUACGACGAAACGAGUGGAAACUUUUAUUACGUUCGAGAAGACGAGACGGGCGAAGCGCAGUGGAACAAACCGGCUGAAUUUAUUGUUCCCGUGGAAGAGGAGAGAGAGAACGAAGCUGUACUUCGUAAGCAAGAGGAAGAAAGGAGAAUCCAGGAGCAACAGGAACGGAAAAAAGAACUGGAGGUGAAGCGAAAAGAAAACGAAAAGCAGUUGAAAGAGGACGAGAAGAAACGCGCGAAAAAAUUGGAACAAGAGGCGAAGCAACGCGCCAUCGCGGACGAGAAAAUGAAGGCAGAGUUGUUGAAGCAAGAAAGAUUGAGAGAGAAGGAAAAUUUGCGGUUGAAAAUGGAAGAAGAGGAAGCGUUGAGAGAAAAAAUGCUCGCGGCAAAGUUAUCGGCGAAAGCGAAAGAGCGAGAGACGGAAAGGCAACGGAAAGAGCAAGAAGCGGUGGCUUUGAAACAUAGACAAAUGGAAGAGGAAAACAAAGUAGCUCAGACAACUUAUAGAAGACGGAUUGAGGAACAAAGAGCGAAAGAACGCGAGCGACUGGAACAAAAUAAACUCAAUCGCGAAGCUUUGGAGCGAACGCAACGGGAGGAGGAGAUGGUUCGAAAACAGCAGCAACAACAGCGAGAACGAGUGACACGAAGUACGAGUUCGCGCGCAGAUCGGUCGUCAUCUCAAAACCCGGACGGAAAUAAAACAUACGACAAGAGUCAAUCGACGUUGCGUAAGCACCUGGACAGAAUUUUUCUCGUCUUCGAUAAAGAUAGUUCCGACGAUGAAGACUAG